Molecule: messenger RNA, 3720 nt
Organism: Ahaetulla prasina
Lineage: Eukaryota; Metazoa; Chordata; Lepidosauria; Squamata; Colubridae
Gene: SP2
Product: Sp2 transcription factor
Exons: 7
Coding region: 103-1926 (607 amino acids)
Biological process (GO): regulation of transcription by RNA polymerase II
Molecular function (GO): DNA-binding transcription factor activity, RNA polymerase II-specific; RNA polymerase II cis-regulatory region sequence-specific DNA binding
Source: RefSeq, a predicted model, not a curated record
GCGGGGAUUACAGGGCGGUGCCCGGUCUGCUGAGGAUGAAAAUGGCGCCUUGAGGGGGGUCCGUACCGCUGCCGAUUCCUUUCUAGCAGAUUUAGAGACAGUAUGGCUGCCACUGCUGCAGUUAGCCCCAGUGAUUACUUACAGCCUGCUGCUUCAGCAGCUCAGGAUUCUCAGCCAUCUCCAUUAGCCCUACUUGCAGCCACAUGUAGCAAAAUUGGUCCUCCAGCUGUAGAAGCAGCAAUUACUUCUCCUGCUCCUCCUCAGCCUACUCCUCGGAAAUUGGUUCCUAUUAAACCUGCUCCACUCCCAUUAAGUUCUAAUAAGAACAGCAUUGGAAUCCUAUCAUCAAAAGGAAAUCUGUUUCAAAUCCAAGGUUCCCAAUUGGGGACAUCAUAUCCUGGUGGACAGCUAGUAUUUACAAUCCAGAACCCAACUGUAAUCAGCAAAGGAACCCGUUCUCCUGCCAAUAUCCAGUAUCAGACAGUACCACAGAUCCAAACAGCAUCAGGACAGACGAUUCAGGUGCAGCAAAAUUUGGGCAAUCAAAUACAGAUUAUUCCCAGCAAUAUCACCCCUUCUUCCUCCUCAUCAUCAUCGUCCUCUUCUUCAGCUCAUAAGCCUGUGCCAAUAAAGCCAGCUCCAGCUCAUAAGUCAUCAGCAUCCAGUCUCCACAACACAAGUAGUGUUGUCAAGUUAACUGGCACCAGUGGCAAUGUUACACUUACUCUUCCAGUGAGCAAUCUUGUAACUGCUGGGGAGACUAGUUCUCAAACUCAAGUUGUGCCCGACAGCCCCUCCAAACCAAGCAGAAAAUCCCGAAAGAAAAUGGUGUCACAAGCUCAGACAACUGCAAUGGCUAUGGCAGAGCAAGUGGAAACAGUCUUAAUAGAGACUACAGCUGACAACAUCAUCCAGGCAGGGAACAAUCUGUUGAUUGUGCAGAGUCCUGGGUCUGGGCAGCCAGCUGUGGUCCAGCAGGUGCAAGUAGUUCAGCCCAAACAAGAGCAACAAGUAGUUCAGAUACCACAGCAAGCCCUACGGGUAGUCCAAGCAGCCUCAGCCACACUCCCUACAGUUCCCCAAAAGUCCCAACAAAACUUCCAGAUCCAGACAACGGAGCCAGUUCCCACUCAGGUCUAUUUUAAGACGCCUUCUGGUGAGCUACAGACAAUACUACUCCAAGACGCCUCAGGAGGGGGCCUAACUAUGGCCCCUCCCCCUGCGGUCUCCUCAGCCACAACCUGCAGCAGCCCUGUACCCCGCAGUUCCCAGUCAGGGGGGAGUACCAAAAAGACGGGGGCUCGUAAAGAGCGUGCUCUGCCAAAGAUUGCCCCUGCUGGAGGCAUCAUCAGCCUCAAUGCUGCCCAGCUCGCUGCGGCUGCCCAGGCAAUGCAAACUAUCAGCAUCAAUGGUGUGCAGGUUCAAGGUGUUCCUGUUACCAUCACCAAUACCGGAGGCCAACAGCAGUUAACAGUACAGAAUGUUUCAGGCAACAAUCUAACCAUCAGUGGCCUGAACCCUACCCAAAUCCAAUUGCAAAUGGAACAAGCACUCUUGGGGGACCUGCAGCCUGGAGAAAAAAGACGGCGGAUGGCUUGUACCUGUCCGAAUUGCAAGGAUGGGGAAAAAAGGUUGGGAGAUCAAGGGAAGAAGAGGCACAUCUGCCAUGUGCCUGAAUGUGGAAAGACCUUCCGCAAGACUUCCCUUCUGCGGGCCCACGUACGUCUACACACAGGCGAGAGGCCUUUUGUCUGCAACUGGGUCUUUUGUGGAAAAAGAUUUACACGCAGUGAUGAACUACAACGGCAUGCCAGAACGCACACAGGUGACAAACGUUUUGAGUGUGCCCAGUGCCAAAAGCGCUUCAUUAGGAGUGAUCAUCUGACAAAGCAUUAUAAAACCCACUUGGUCACCAAGAACUUGUAGGUUGGGAUGCAAGCAGGAAAAGUAAGGAAGCGGAAUGGUGAUGAGCAACUUUUCACCCCUCAUCAUGAAAGAUGGUCUCUGCAAAGGACAGGAAAAAAACCACCCAAAUAAUUGUCCUGACUAUGUGACAGCUUUUCCAGCCACAUCUGCCCAAGGAAAAAUAGAAUGGCUGCUGCUGCUUCAAUCAGACUGCCUUCAGACUGGCAUACUCCUUUGGAACUUCUUGAUGAAUGCAUCAAACUUCAAAGCUUGAACCUGAGAUGGGGGAGCAAUGCCAUUUCCAAAUAUGCUCAAAUCAGCCAGCACAAGCCCAGUGGCAGACCUGGAAAAGCAAGGCAAAACCCAUUUAUGCACCUUCCUCAGGAGCUUGCAGAGCCAGGGCCCUCCUCUGCUGCACCAAAGGAACUUCUUAUGGGUUUGAGAGUAGCACCAGCGAAACUGUACCCCACUUGUAAUUGGGUUCCUCUUCCCAUUCACUCCCAUGUGCUUGUGAAGCUUUUGAAUGAGAGGCAGGGAAACCAUCCAAAAUGGGACUCAGUCCCCCUAGCACAUUCCUACUUUAUAUUUAAAAAUAUAAAUAUAUAUAAAUAUAUAUAUCUCUAUAUAUAUACACAUAUAAAAUAACCUCCUUAGGAAGCUUCAUGUCUUUUCUACGGAGAAUGUUGCCUUAUAUUUUACCCCAGGUUCAAAUUAUGUAUUGUGAGCAUUUUUUAAUUUAAUGAUUUCUUUAUAAACAAAACAAUCCUUUGCCUAACAGUGCUGGCAAAGGCUAAAGUCCCUGUCAAAAUGCAGAGUCUGUGAUCUGAUCAUGGUCUAUAAACUAGAUAUGCCCUGUAUUUCGAACAGGGAUUUCUAGGGUAUGUGUAGCAGCAGCAGCAGCAGCACUUUGUUCAAGGAAGAAAGGGGAUCUCCCAUGUAUAUAUGAAGCAGAUCUAUGGGACUGUGGCCCACAAGCUCUGGUGUAGAUAGUAAAAAGUGCAGGCAAAAGCUAUGUAUGAGCCAUAUGGAAAAUCUAGGGCAAUCUGUUUGCUAUUCUGCAUUGCUUGGUUACAUAAAUAGAGUUAAAAGUCCAGUGCAUAUUUGCACUGUCAAGCUCUAUUAGAUAUUAUUAAUGAUUUGGCAGGUGAAAUGAAAAAAUACUUUUCAACAAUAGAAUAGUCUGUUUUUCCCUUUUUUUAUUUUGUUUACUUCACUGGAUUCCCCCUGCCUCUUUUUUUAAAUAUCCAAUGCAGCUCUUUUCGUGUACUAUAGUGUAUAUUGUAUCAUAAGCUAUAUAUUGCGUUUUAAGUGUUCAUUUGUUUUAAAAAUAUACCAUUUGUUAUUUUUGACCUUUUAAAUUAAAACGAAAAUCCAUUUUAUUUUUUAGUUGUAACUGCUUGACGUAUGUUUCUUUAAGAGACAAAUCAUUCUUGUUUUCAAUUAAUGGUGUAACUUGGCAGAGCUGCAUGUAGCUCGCCUAAAAGGGAGUGCUAGGCUGGGGGAGAACCAUGCAUUUCUUGAUGAACUGAAAUGUUAGAUUCUCACACUGAACCAUUAUUUGGGAACAAAAGAUUAUUUUUCUUAAGAGGAAAGAAUGGAAAAAUGGGUUGUUUAGGUGGCUUGUUGACAAUAAAAAUGUAAGAGAGAGGUAUUUUUACUCCUUAAGGACUGCUCAAAGGUGUUUUCAUGCUCCGAUUGUUUUGUCAUGCAGAUAUAAAAAGUUGGUCAGAAUGUUUUGAUUUUAUUAUGUCUCUUUCAUUAUCCUCUCCUUCCAUAAAGAAGUAACAACUUUCAAAAAUACACUUGCAAACUUUG